Meloidogyne enterolobii is the source of this 1598-nucleotide messenger RNA. Lineage: Eukaryota; Metazoa; Nematoda; Chromadorea; Rhabditida; Meloidogynidae. The record is from the annotation of a GenBank genome assembly.
UUAUUGGCAACUUACUCAAAAAUUAAUUUUUAAAGGGCUUCGAUUUCUUCAUUUUAUUUAUUUCUACAUACAUUUAAUUCCCCUAAAUGCGGAGUGAUUUAAAAACUUUAAUUGUUUUGUGGCCUCCAUUGCUUGGACAUUUUAUUUUGUUAAUUCCUAGUGGAGCAGCUUUUGUAGUUAAAGACAAUGUUCAAAACGUUUCGUCUGUGAUUCCCGAUAAACCCGGAGUAAUUGGAAGUGAUGUUAUUGAUAAAAGCACAAAAACUAGUCAACUAAAAGAAGGAAGUGAAAGUUUGCUUUCUGGAAUUGAACGUAGCCAUAUUGAGGAAUUAAAGGAGGAAAUUGAAGGAGAAGGUAAGAAAGUACCCAAAAUGAAUGGACAGGGUAAUGAAAGCCUUGAAACUAAAAUUGUUGAAAAGAAAAGAGAACUGGAGGCUUUAAAUCAAGAAAAAUUAAAUUUGGAAAAGAAAGUUGUUGAAUCAAAAACAACUGAAGAAGAAAAGGAUAUUACUCUAAUUGAUCCAGUAGGUAAAGAAGAAUCACCUAUUGUAAGUGAGCUAAAAACAGAAACAAAGAAUACAGGAGAGACUGAAAGGAAAGAAGAGAAUUCUCAGGAAAUAUCACUUUGGCAGCAAGUUUGGCAAUCCCUGUUUAGUAGUGGACAAAAUGUUAAAACUGAAGAAAAUUCCAUUGAAAAACCAAAAAACCAAGAAAAAGUAUUAAAAGAAGGAAAUGUUGAAAAGGAAAAAACUAAUGGAAAUGAGUUGGGGAAAGAUUUGAAAAAAUCUAAAGGAAAUGGCCAAGUAAUUGAAAAAUUAAAACCAGAAGAAAGCAAAAAAGAUGAGGAUGAAAAGCAACAUAAAGUAACAAAAAACAAAUCACCUACAGAUCCCCAAAAAUUAACAGAUCAAGUUAAAUUAACUGGUGAAGAUAAAAAAAUAUUGAAAGGAGGCGAAAAACAAAAAGGAACAUCUAAAACAGACGAAACUACUAAAAACAAUGAAAAAGAUAAGAAAAACAUAAAUGAAACUGAAAAAGUCAAAACAAAAGACAGUGAAAUAAUUGAGGAGAAAGGUAAUCUGAAAAAACCAGAAAAGGAGGAAGAAAAGCUUAAAGUAAGCGAAAAGAUUGUUGACAAAACAAUUAGACACGAUGAAACGAAACAUAAAUUAGAAGAUUUGGCUAAGAAAGUUGUUACUGUUAAAAAGGAGAAAGUUGAAAAUCAAAAUAAUAUAAACAAAGAUGUUGUGCAAAAACCUGCAUUUGUAAAACCUGCAUCUCAAAAAAAUGGAGAAGGAAAGAAACAUAAAACAAAAUCUGGAAAAAAGGAGAAAAAAUCGCCGGGACAAGCAAAUCAUUCAGAUGAAAGCAGCUAUGAAUCUGAAGAAAGUGUUGAAUUAACUAAAGGAAAAGGAAAUUUUGCCGAACAUGUUCAAAAUUAAAAGUCGGCAAAAAGAUGUAUUUUUUGAGUUGGAAGAGUGUGCGGAGUUUUUUGGAUUUAUUAAACUUUUGUCCCAUUUGUAUUUAACUACCUCUCAUCCAUUAUUUUUUUACCACACAUACUCCAAUUAUUAUAACCUCUACAAACAAAAUUGUGA